Molecule: messenger RNA, 444 nt
Organism: Jaculus jaculus (lesser Egyptian jerboa)
Lineage: Eukaryota; Metazoa; Chordata; Mammalia; Rodentia; Dipodidae
Product: ubiquitin-conjugating enzyme E2 D2B
Exons: 1
Coding region: 1-444 (147 amino acids)
Biological process (GO): protein K11-linked ubiquitination; ubiquitin-dependent protein catabolic process
Cellular component (GO): nucleus
Molecular function (GO): ubiquitin conjugating enzyme activity
Source: RefSeq, a predicted model, not a curated record
AUGGCUCUGAAGAGAAUCCACAAGGAGCUGAAUGACCUGGCGCAGGACCCCCCAGCACAGUGUUCAGCAGGGCCUGUCGGAGACGAUAUGUUCCACUGGCAAGCUACAAUAAUGGGGCCAAAUGAUAGUCCCUAUCAGGGAGGAGCUUUUUUUUUGACAAUUGAUUUCCCAACAGAGUACCCCUUCAAGCCACCUAAGGUUGAAUUUACAACAAGAAUUUAUCAUCCAAAUGUGAACAGCAAUGGCAGCAUUUGUCUGGACAUCCUCCGGUCACAGUGGUCUCCAGCACUAACUAUUUCCAAAGUACUUUUGUCCAUCAGUUCUCUGUUGUGUGACCCCAAUCCAGACGACCCUUUAGUACCCGAGAUUGCUCAGAUCUACAAAACAGAUAAAGAUAAGUACAACAGAACAGCUCGAGAGUGGACUCAGAAGUAUGCCAUGUGA